Molecule: messenger RNA, 2808 nt
Organism: Procambarus clarkii (red swamp crayfish)
Lineage: Eukaryota; Metazoa; Arthropoda; Malacostraca; Decapoda; Cambaridae
Product: cephalotocin receptor 1
Biological process (GO): cellular response to hormone stimulus; G protein-coupled receptor signaling pathway
Cellular component (GO): plasma membrane
Molecular function (GO): vasopressin receptor activity; peptide binding
Source: RefSeq, a predicted model, not a curated record
UGUGGAACACUGACGGUGUUCUCCAACAUCUGCGGAACACCGACAGUGUUCUCCAACAUCUGUGGAACACUAGCGCCUCUUGGGACAUCACCUGGAACUACUAAGUCACGUGUUCUUCAUCACCAUGUGUUCUCACAAUCCGUCAUGUGUGCUGGAUCCACAGAAUAAUUGCCUACAGACUGGAGCAACUGAUGAUUAACUUGCAUUAGGGAAUCCAAGUUGGAAGCAAGUCAACAUGGCCUGGCCCAGUACCAACACUGACCAGAUCUCCACAUCAUGGUCUCUCCCUAUCAAGUAUAUCGACAACAAUUAUACCACAUCAGAGGAAUGGCUGCUGACGACUAAGAGACACUGGAAGGUUGCCGCAGAGAGAGAUGCUGGGGUUCUGGUGACAAACAGCAGCUAUGACCUAGCCAGAGACGACUUGGGUCAUGUCACGGAGAGUGUUCAGGUCUUGGUGCUGACUUCCAAUGCCUCUGCCGCGGGGGAUUCAACUCAGGCCAGCAUACGGGACGAAACUCUAGUGGUCUGGGAGAUCAUUACACUUCUGGCCAUUUUCGUACUGACGGUUUUGGGAAACGUGGUGGUGCUCUUCAUGCUUCUGGUCCGCCAUAAGAAACUGACGCGAAUGUGUUACUUCAUACUGAGCCUCUGCGUGUCUGACCUCAUCACUGCCUUCUUCAACGUCCUGCCGCAGCUGGUGUGGGAGGUGACCUACAGGUUCCACGGAGGUGGUUUCCUCUGCAAGGCAGUCAAGUUCGGCCAGCUUCUGGGGCCUUACCUAAACUCCUACCUGCUGGUGAUGACGGCCCUGGACCGCUACCAGGUGAUCUGCUACCCGCUCUCCAACUGUGCCUGGACGCCCCGCAGAUCCAAAAACAUGAUUUUUUUGGCCUGGGCGCUGGCUUUAGGGUCCUGCACCCCGCAGGUCUUUGUAUUCAGUUACCAGGAAGUUGGCAACGGGUCUUGGGACUGUUGGGCCUCGUUCAUCCCGCCUUGGGGUCCCAGAGCGUACGUCACCUGGUACGCUCUCUCGGUCUUCAUAGUGCCUCUAUUUUUCCUCGUGUUUGCAUAUUCGUGUAUAUGCCGGACGCUGUGGGUCAAUUUCAAGCAUAAACAGAUGGACGAGCACACACACCACUGGCGGGACUCACGGAGGCCGCGGCUUCUGGUGCGCCUACGACCCCACAGACAUCGAUCAGAGAGCGAGAUAUCCACUUGCAUCCACGAUCCGCCGCCGCAGGAGAACAUCGUGCCCCUCCUGAGAGCGCCGUCACACCUGGCAAUACCCAUGGUAGCGGUCCACAAGCCCGCCAUGGUGAACGGGGUGAGCGCUCAGAGCCUGAGAGCGUCUCGCGGGAUCACCAAUCCUCGCUCUCACUCCAUCAGGAGCAUCAGUCGAGCCAAGAUCAAGACGGUGAAGUUAACCAUCACUGUUAUCUUCUGCUACAUUAGCUGUUCUGCACCCUUUAUCUCCGUGCAGCUGUGGCACGUCUGGGACCCCAAUGCUUCCACCAACCCCUUCUAUAAUGGCGCAGCCUUCACUAUCCUGACGCUGUUGUCCUCGUUGAACAGCGUCGUGAACCCCUGGAUCUUCCUGGCCUUCAAUGAGAACAUGACCCAGCUCCUUCACAGCUUAUGCACCUGCCGCUUCACCCUCCGGACGGGCCCCAGGCGCUCUCAGACCUUCAGGAGCUCCGACAGCAAUAAAAAUUUCCGCCUGACGGUGUUCACGACCACGGACGGAGACACGGCGGGUCACCGAGCCUCUAUAUCCCAGAGGCACACCGCCAGCCACUACCACAGUUCGGACUGAUGGUUCCUCUCAACCGCGGGCGUGGGACUUCGCGCCUCUACCCGCUCCUGCACGCCAUACCGCAAUGUUUAUCAUCAUUUCUAUCACGAUAUUUCAUGCGUCUCGUUUGGUCUCAAAUGUCUUGUUGUUCCCCUUCUCCUCCUCCUCCCCUUUCCCCGUCGGGAGAUAGACAAUCAGAAACUAUUAGUUGUAGGACAUAUAAUCUCUGUUCUCUUGUGCUGUAGAUUAACUCCUGUCGUGCAGUUUUGAGAAAGAUUCAUUUUCCCAUUGUACAGGGCGGGGAAAGAUGGUAGUGGAUGUAAAUCUAUUGAAAAUAUCGGAGUAAUAGAGCACGGUCUCAGGAGACAGGCUCUCAGGGGAGACUCGGUUAAAGAUACAUUCCCAUGGGAAGCUGUCGCGGAUACGCUCUCAGGGCCCAGCGUAAAAAGUACGUCCCUAGGGGACCCCACUUUAGAUACUCCCAGCUGGGAGCAAGGACACGUUGAUGACUUAUUUCAAGAAACGAUUAAUCAUGUGCAUGGCCCCGACUAUGCUACUGUGUGGACAGCUACUGUGUGUGAGACAGUGCGAGUUUAGACACUGUAUUGCUCGCGAUUGAGUUGAAGUGCUAUUAUACUCGCCCGUGUUCCACACUGAGGGCUUUUGGUACAUGGUCUCACGAGUCAGUGUAUACUGUCGACCCGUCCAUGAUGUCGUAGGUGAAAGAAUAACAAGACGUCAAGGUCACUAUGGCUCGAGGGAGCGAAAGGUCAGGUACUCACCGAAGACGCUCAAGGGUGCUCAAUGGUGCUCAAAGGGGGGCUCAAGGGGGAUGAGCCCCCUGCGGAGACUGGUGACUCGACCCUUCGCUCUCUCACAACACUGGCUUAGGGAAUGAUGAAACCACUUCCUGUAUAAAGAAAAUGAUGGAAGGGAGAUUAAGUGUUUGUUAUACGAGUUUGUUAUAGAUGGUGUAUGGGGAUAACACAUGUGCCGUGUGUGUUUUAUAUAUA